Messenger RNA from Macrosteles quadrilineatus (aster leafhopper), 7158 nucleotides. RefSeq names its product protein HID1. The record is from RefSeq and is a predicted model, not a curated record. The transcript is spliced from 16 exons. Gene Ontology annotation, cellular component: Golgi trans cisterna; Golgi medial cisterna; membrane. The coding region runs from base 25 to 2412 and encodes 795 amino acids. Lineage: Eukaryota; Metazoa; Arthropoda; Insecta; Hemiptera; Cicadellidae.
GUUGUAUCAGUUUUUGUCAUUAAUAUGGGUAAUACUGAUACGAAAUUGAACUUUAGAAAAGCAGUUGUCCAACUAACGUCCAAAACCCAGCCCAUUGAUGCAUCAGAUGAUAGCUUCUGGGAUCAGUUUUGGUCAGAAAACGUUACAAAUGUUCAAGAUGUAUUUACUCUAGUGCCUGCUCCAGAAAUACGAGCUUUACGUGAAGAAGCACCUUCCAACUUAGCUACACUUUGUUAUAAGGCUGUUGAAAAAUUGGUUAAAGCUGUGGAUAGUAGUUGUAGAACCCAACAUGAACAACAAACUGUACUUAACUGUGCCCGGCUGCUCACAAGAGUUUUGCCUUACAUCUUUGAAGACCCGGAGUGGAGAGGUUUCUUCUGGUCUAGCCUUCCUGAUCAAUCUCAAGGGGAAGACAAGGAAGAGUCAAUGCCACUGGCUCACUCUCUACUUAAUGCGAUUUGUGAUCUAUUGUUCUGUCCAGACUUCACGGUUGCUGCAAAUAAAAAAUCAGGCCCAGACAAGGCUGAGGACCUGCAGGCCAUUGACAGUUGUGAGUACAUUUGGGAGGCAGGGGUUGGGUUUGCACAUUCUCCGCCUCACUACCCCCUCCAUGACUCUGCUCGCACUGAGCUACUCAAACUGUUGCUUACCUGCUUCAGUGAGACAAUGUAUCAACCUCCUGUAGACCUACACACAGCGCCCAACAAGUGGAUACAAUACUUGACGUCAGCGGAGAACCGUCAUGCACUGCCGAUGUUCACUUCGCUGCUCAACACUGUGUGUGCCUACGACCCUGUGGGCCUUGGUGUACCUUACAACCAUCUGCUGUUCUCAGACGCACGUGAGCCUCUGGUGGACACUGCACUGCAGAUACUCAUAGUGACACUGGACCACGACACCAGCCAGGGUGAUGAUACUACAGCACCAGACAAUCUGUUCAUCAAUUACCUGUCCCGUAUACAUCGUGAUGAGGACUUUGCUUUUGUUCUCCGAGGCUUCACUCGUCUUCUCAACAAUCCUUUGGUCCAGACCUACCUACCAAACUCUACCAAGAAAGUGCAGUUUCAUCAAGAGUUGUUAGUGUUCUUCUGGAAAAUGUGUGAUUAUAACAAAAAGUUCCUGUACUAUGUGCUGAAGAGCAGUGAUGUUCUAGAUAUCCUUGUCCCAAUAUUGUUCCAUCUCAACGACUCCAGGGCUGACCAGUCUCGAGUCGGACUGAUGCACAUAGGAGUGUUUAUUCUUCUUCUUCUAAGUGGUGAAAGAAACUUUGGCGUUCGUCUCAAUAAACCUUACACUGCCACCAUCCCCAUGGAUAUUCCUGUUUUCACAGGUACUCAUGCAGAUUUACUAAUCACAGUAUUUCAUAAAAUCAUUACAACGGGCCAUCAAAGGCUGCAGCCCCUGUUUGACUGCUUGCUCACCAUCCUUGUAAAUGUGUCUCCAUAUCUCAAGACUCUCAGCAUGGUUGCCAGUACCAAACUGCUACAUCUACUCGAGGCCUUCAGUACUCCUUGGUUCCUCUUCUCCUCUCCCACCAACCAUCAUCUAGUCUUCUUCUUGCUAGAAAUAUUCAACAACAUUAUUCAGUAUCAGUUUGAUGGCAACUCAAACUUGGUGUACACGAUUAUCCGUAAGCGUCAGGUGUUCCACUCGUUAGCCAGUCUGCCCAGUGAUUAUGGCACCAUAGCCAAGAGUUUGACAAAGAGGUCAAGGAAGCAUGUUCCGUCGACGACAGAGCUGGACACCGGCCCAGAGAGUCCCAGCAUGGAGGGCAGCAGGCCGGCACUACCUGCCGAACCAGGCACCCUCAAGGCCACACUUCCUGAUACUCCUGGUAUAGAGAAGAUGACAGGUCAGGAAUCUGGUCAUGUGAUGGGAGACCCUGACUCACCUGAGGAUCUUGACAGUGUCAGUGCUGCCACCGCGGUCAACGGAAGAGCUGACACUGACGCCAGUAGUACCAACACAACACAAAACACCAGCAAACCACUCAAAUCAGCUCCUCAGAGCCCUGUGAAGAGCAAAGCUCCCACAGUGCAUCGAUCCCCCUCUUUGCCCAGCAGUGCAGGGGGACAAUGGGUUCCUACCUCAGAGUGGGUCGCUUCAUGGAAGUCCAAACUGCCUCUGCAAACCAUCAUGAGACUACUGCAGGUCCUGGUACCUCAGGUGGAGAAGAUCUGCAUUGACAAGGGACUGACAGAUGAGAGUGAAAUCCUCAAGUUUCUGCAGCAUGGAACUCUAGUCGGACUGUUGCCUGUCCCUCACCCAAUCUUGAUACGCAAGUACCAAGCCAACUCUGGCACUACCACAUGGUUCCGUACCUACAUGUGGGGUGUCAUCUAUCUUAGAAAUGUUGAUCCUCCUAUUUGGUACGACACAGAUGUAAAGCUGUUUGAGAUCCAACGAGUAUAAAUACAAGAUUUGUGAUGGUGGUUGAGUCAGCUGUCUUAAAAUAGGUACCUUAUUUAAGUUUUAAAAAAAUUUAUACUUUCAACUUUUUUAUUCUUUCUUUCCUGCAAUUAUUUUUGACUUUGUAAUCAUUACAGGACAAAAUUUCCUCCAAUAUUCUUUUCAUUCUAGAAAGAGCACAAUUAUUUGUUAAUUGUUACAAUAAAAAAAUAGUUAAUUAAUUAGAUUUGUUGUUAAAUAAUUUUAAUUUGUAACAUUGACUGUGUAUAGUCAAUAUUUGUAAUGAAUUAGCGGACGAUUCAGUUAAAAAUUAUCUACAUCAUGAUAACAGUUGUACAAUUUAUGAACCGUACUUCAUACAUUUGAAAAUCAGUACAUUUAAAAAUGGCUUGAACCAUAUUUUCAUAAUAAGUAGAGCUUAAGGAACUUGUAGCUUAAAAGAUGCAGGGUCUUUAAAACUAAUUGUUAAACAUAGACAUAGUUGUUAAUCAUUUUGGUUCUGAUUGCUAAGUAGUUUUUUUUUUUUUUUUUUUUACGGACUGAUCAAGCUAUUUACUGCAACAAUGUGCAAUGUGUUUAGUUCAUCAUUUAUAUCAAGCAAGGAUAACAAAUUGCUUGCAAGAACUGCAUCCACAUCCAAGACUGCUAUAUUUCCUACAUUAACUUGCAUCAUUUUUGUUUUAGGAUAGGGAAAACUAUUUAUCAUUCAUUGUUGUUUAGUACUACUACAUUCCAAAUAAGACAAUAUUAUGGUAUUGCUGUUACUUCUGGAUUUAGAUUGUGAUCAACAUUCCUUUACUAAGUGUACUCUGGCAUUUCUUUAAUUAAAAUUACUGCAUUUUUUUACUAAUUUAGUUUCUUAGGAUAAAAUGUUAAACUGAGUAAAAUGUGAUACAAAUGAAUGAGGUGUAUCCUUGAAAUGUACUAGGUAUUUUAAUGUUACCUUUACACUAAUUUACCUUGAGGAAAAGUUAUAAUGAUUAAUUUUUACCUGCUUAAAAAUAAAUAAAGAUUAGUAUGAUUAUGACAAUGACUGAAUAAUAUUGAUAUCACUAUAUGAAGGACGGGACACAAAGCUAUUUUGUCCUAAAGAGUUCAUAUUUUCAGUUUUAUCGCAAGCAUUGAAAAUUGCUAAUGAUUAUACUUUAUUUGAGGUAAAAUCAGUUCAUUAAACUGUAUGUAGUUUUGACCCCAGAUAAAGUUAUUAAUAUUGAAAUGUUUAUUCAUCAUUGAUUUUAGCUUCUGUACUGACUCAUAUAGCUACAGGUGAAGUGGUCCUUUUAUCGUGUAUUGUGCAUUAUCAAAAAUGUUAUUGAUAAUGUUUUAAUUUAAUGAAUCAGAUUCCUUAAUAGGUAAUUAAACAUGCUUUUUAGCAUUUGUUUCUUUAUGCGUACGGUAGUGCAAGAUAACAACACUUUUGUUUUAGAUCUGUAUGUUAGAGGUGUUAGUUUUGCUAAGUAUUUUUUUGAAGUAUAGUUAAUUGAGUAUAAAAUUAUAUAUGUGAGUUUGUUAUAGUAUAAUCGUUUUUUAGCAUUUUAAUUAUGGAUUUCUGUUUGUUUAUUUAUGUUUGGUUUACCAAUUAAUCAAAUCUUAGUAUUCAUAUUGUAAUUAACAGGGGUGUGGGAGUAAAGAUUUGUUGGGUCAUGUAAACGAUUUGAUAAAACUUUGAGAUUUUUUAUGAAUCAAUGUACGAGGAUUGUCUGCAGGCUAAAGUCAAAACCAUUUAGCAAGCUAUUUCAAUGUGAAACCAGUUCCGUGUUCUUUGCUUACAUAACUAUCCUAACUGGAUCCAACUCUUAUGCAAAGAUUAUUCUUGUCAUAGUAGUUUGUUGAUAAUGAUAGGAAGGAGGAAAGAUCAAUGCUCCUGUUAAGAAAUAACUGUGUAUAGUGGGAAAAGGGUCAACCCUUGACUAUUACAAUCCAGUGUUACUUGAUAAAAGGAGUAUGGAGGAUUGUGUAUGGACGUUAAAUGUGUGAAAAUUACUUAGCGUAAAUUGCUUAGGGAGUUUGAUUAAAUAACUUCUUCAUCAGCAUCGUACAUGUUUAUUAAAUUUACUGAAAGAACCUAAAAAUAUGUCUAAAAACAUUAUUGUAAAAUAUAUUUACACUCAUAAUGUUGACACACAAGAUGGUAAAUACAUAUAAAUUAUGUUAGUAGCUUUGACUAUCAAUACAACUGUAUCCAAUAGUCAAUGGUAGUAGAAAUCGAUUUCAAUUGGACCCAAUAGGCGAAUGACAAGAACCUCGAUAGCGUCCCUACUUAAAUAUAUUAUUGGCUACCGGAAGAUCCAGUCAAGAAGUUUCUAUAAAUACAACUUGAGUCAAAAUUAACUUGUUCAUUAAUCAGCUUAGUUCUACUUUUCCAUUUUUCCUUGUAAAUAUAUAAUUCUUCCCAAGCAUUAUUAAAACUUGAUAUCAUAUAGUUGAUAUAGUUCACUUCAACAACUAAUACUCAAAAUAACCUAAUAAUUAAUUUUUUCUAAUGAGUAUUCAAUUCUCCCCAGGCAUUCACACGAAGGGUCACGGUAUGAUCACUUGGAUAAAAUCCAUUGGUUAUUUGAGGCAUUUGAACCCAGGACCUCGUAGACCAAAGUCCGAAACUUUAACACACAACCAACUGGCUCCCUACUGUAAUAAUAGCAGGCAAUAGAACUUUUUGUAUAAUUAAUCUCUUGAGGUUGAAUUAAUUGAAAAUAAAAAAACACGAAGGACCCAGGACAUAAUUAGUUUAUGCUAAUCAUGCAAAGAUAGGCAUUUUAACUAGAUACUGUGUGUUAUUAAAUUGAAAUAAAUCUUAAUCUCUAGGGGCGUGCUAAGCUUGCCAUUAGACCUCAAAGGGUUCUGUUAAACAUUAGCGCUUAGUUAACUAUAACUGGCAAUUGCGGCAUUAUCACUUAGAUAAAAUCCAUUGGUGACUUGGCGGGGAUCAAACCUGGGACCUCAGGGACUGAAGUCCCGCGCUCUAACCACUACACCAGCUCGCUCCCCCUUAUUACAUGUUAACUAUAGAAGCUAAUCAUGUUUACUUGAAUUCUUAAUCUAUGUUGACAGUCAAGAUACUUGCUUAAAGCUUGACUUCUUUAUUCACACACCCCUAGUAAUCAGUUUCCAUUUUGUAAAUUAAUUAACUUCUUCAGUAUAUUACAUGUUAUUAAUUUUACGGAAUGUAAAUAAAAAUACGUCUAAUAACACUUGAAACAUAAUGAUACAUGCAAGACGAAUGGGCGUAAAAAAUCCUAUGUACUUACGCCUCUUCUUCUUGUAAGCGACGUCAUAUUUACACCUAUACUGAUUUUAAUACGACAGUAAGUAUUUAGGAACAGCUUAUUGUGCACACUCAUUCACAGGUCCUCAUUCUCCAUCAAAUCCCAGGUCCUUGGUGAACCAUGAGAUCUUUUUGACUAUGGUAACUUGUUCUUCCCUUUGAUCUCCAGUCGAUAGGCCAAGGGAUCUCAUACGCAGACCUUGCAGGCUGAGCACAUAAAUAUCACCUGGAAGGCUCCUCCUCCUCUCCACAUUUCCUUUAUAAGAGGCUUUCAACUCGAAUUUCCAUCUUGUGUAGAUGUCUGUAAAAUACCCAAUGGCUGCUAAUAAAGCCAACCACCUUCCGCAGGGUCUUCCUAUUCAGCCCAAGGGCAUCUGGCGCUAUCACACUGGUAGGUGUCUGCAGCAUUCUCUUUGACUGUACGUUGCCUUCUGUUCUUUCCCAGUUCCUUCAAUGUUCUAUGCCCAUCCACUGGCAAACAGCUCUCUGUGCUGUGUUGUAAGCAAUACCACACGUCGGCUCCGGACCCAUGAGCGGGCUUUCAGCUCCUUUGUUUGCCCACUUGUCACCACCCUCAUUGCCAGCAAUACCUUUGUGUCCUGGAACCCAACUAAGGAUAACCUUGUUGUUCUCUCCCAGGGCUUUCAUGGCCUGAUGACAGUCCCGUACUGCCUUAGAGGUAAAGUCAAAACUGUCAAAUGCCAUUUUGCUUUGCUGUCCAAGUUCAUGUAUGUGGUGAGGCUUGUCAGACCACGCUUCAAACACACUCUUGCACACUCGGACAGGGCAACAACUUCUGCCUGGAAUACAGUGGCCAGUUUCCCCAGGCUUACUCAAAACUGUGCCUUGGGUCUGACUCCAUAUAUUCCCACCCCAAUGCCUGUUGGCUUUUUCGAGCCAUCCGUAUACCAAGUGAUCCCCCUUUUCAUGUAUUCAGGUUCACCUUUAUCCCAGGCAGCCCUGUCAACAAUGUUGACAUUUUAUGGCUUUUCUAGAUCUGUGAUCUUCACCAUCCUGUCUGGUAGCAUUUCCAAGGUGUCCAUCUGCACCUUGUCCACAAUUCUUGUAUGUUCACUGGAGGCAUUAUACUUCCAGUUGCCAUUGCAAAACAUUCUGUAGGUUACCAUCCUUGCCUCCCGUUUCACAAUGAUGUGUGAGGUGGCAGGUUUAGCACAACUUCCAGGGCUGCAGUUGGAGUGCCUUUCGUGGCUCCUGUGAUGCUAAGGCAUGCCACUCUAAUCAUCAUCAGAUCCAAUAGACGAAUUACCAUUAUCUAGUCUAUUCAUUCACCUAUUGGAUCUGAUGAUGAUGAUUGGAGUGUCUAAUUGAUAAUCGAUCACCACUUACCAUCUUUUUUACCAUAUUGUUAAACCAGUAUUAAUAAAUGUAAGUGUAAAUAUAUGUUUCCAGUGUUAUUAGAUGUAUUUUUAUUUACUAUCUAUAAGUAAAAUUGUUUAAUUCUGUGAAUUUAUCUAGGAAAUAAU